AUGAAGUCUCAAAUCCCACCCCAAGCAACGUUCUUCUAUCGAGGCAAAUGGAAUCGAGAGAUGGAUACUUAUUUGCUUUCGAUAUUGAUCGGCAUGAGGAACGGCCGGGAUUGGGAGGAUGCCAAUCUGCCAGCCGAAGUGCUGCGCAAUGUUCAAGCACUCAUUAACGCUCCCUUUGGAACGGAUCUCUCGACCGAAGACAUAGCUGUCCGUGUGAUAUAGCUGAAGGGGCGCUACAUAGCCUUUAAGAAAGUGUUGGCCACCACCGGUGCUAAUUGGAAAAUGGAAGACAAGUUCGUGCAUGCUGAUGACUCUACAUGGAAGCUAAUUUUCCAGAGGGAUCCAUCGGCAUGCGCUUACUACCAUCGGGACGAGGUGGAAUUCUGCCUUCUCGCGAGUUUGUUUGGCUUAACCGACAUCAAAGAUGAGUACCCUCGCGAGGUGAUUACACUUUCCGAUACCACUGAGGUCAUCGUGCUAACCGAGACCGUGGAACCCAACGCACCAGUUCGCGUGUGUAUGUAUCAAUCCCCUGCCGAUUCAGAUGAAGUUAACUCACCGAUGCCGGGCCCUUCCACACGAGUACGCCGCAAGCUGUUUGAAGUUGGAGCUCCAUGCUUCGAUGGAACGACAUCUUACAAGCCUCCUAAUCGCUAUAGCCCCGCGAACAAGCAUGUCCUCGCAUCACCCAAAGCUUCAUCGUGCACAUCAUGGAGUCCAUUCCCGGCUUCACGUAAACCAGCCCCGUAGGUUCAUGAUGUUGUGUGUAUGUCGAGGCUCAUAGUGUUUUGGUUGUUGUGCACUUUCGUAUUUGCUAAUAUAUGAAGGAAUUUUAAAAAAUA
Molecule: messenger RNA, 842 nt
Organism: Salvia splendens (bonfire salvia)
Lineage: Eukaryota; Viridiplantae; Streptophyta; Magnoliopsida; Lamiales; Lamiaceae
Exons: 2
Coding region: 283-750 (155 amino acids)
Source: RefSeq, a predicted model, not a curated record